This is a messenger RNA of Eurypyga helias (sunbittern), 928 nucleotides long. Its product is annotated as TGF-beta receptor type-1-like. The record is from RefSeq and is a predicted model, not a curated record. Gene Ontology annotation, cellular component: activin receptor complex; plasma membrane. The transcript is spliced from 5 exons. Gene Ontology annotation, biological process: activin receptor signaling pathway; cellular response to growth factor stimulus; protein phosphorylation. NCBI's taxonomy places the organism in Eukaryota, Metazoa, Chordata, Aves, Eurypygiformes, Eurypygidae. Gene Ontology annotation, molecular function: activin binding; ATP binding; transforming growth factor beta receptor activity, type I. The annotation marks the transcript as partial.
CGCCGUGACACGCCACGUCGUGGUGCGCUGGCGGCCUCCGUUCCCGCGGCCGGUACCGUGGCGAUUUCGGUACCAGAAAUAAAUUAUUACUAUUAUCUUGCUGUAAGAGGUGUGAACAUAUCUCUCAGUAGCUUUGUGGAUGAGAGACAGAAAAACCUGAUGGUGCCAUUUGGCACCUGCGCUCUGGAGAAAGACUUUAUUGCAUUACAGUGUUACUGCCAUCUGUGUACAAAAGACAACUUUACCUGUGUGACAGAUGGGCUGUGUUUUACCUCAGUAACACGAACUGCAGACAAACUGAUACACAAUAGUAUGUGUAUAGCAGAAAUUGAUCUCAUUCCGCGAGACAGGCCGUUUGUCUGUGCCCCCUCCUCAAGAGAUGGAGUCAUUACUGUGCCUCAUUGCUGUGACAGAGACCACUGCAAUAAAAUAGAACUUCCAAUUCCAACGCCAGGCCCUACUCCAGGAAAACCAGCUUCUAAUCUAGGACCUGUGGAACUGGCGGCUGUCAUUGCUGGACCUGUCUGCUUUGUCUGCAUUUCACUAAUGUUGAUUCUGUAUCUUUGUCAUAAUCGUACUGUAAUUCAUCAUCGUGUGCCAAGUGAAGAAGAUCCCUCCCUGGAUCGUCCCUUUAUAUCGGAAGGAACUACUUUAAAGGAUUUAAUUUAUGAUAUGACAACUUCAGGCUCUGGAUCAGGUUUACCUUUACUUGUGCAACGAACAAUUGCAAGAACUAUAGUACUUCAAGAAAGCAUUGGUAAGGGUCGCUUUGGAGAAGUCUGGCGAGGGAAGUGGAGAGGAGAAGAAGUUGCUGUGAAGAUCUUCUCUUCAAGAGAGGAACGCUCAUGGUUUCGUGAAGCAGAAAUUUAUCAAACAGUUAUGCUACGGCAUGAAAACAUUCUUGGAUUCAUAGCUGCAGACAACAAAG